AUGGCGCUGCUGUAUAGUACAAAAAUUCUUUUCUGCACCACCAAAUGGUCCUUCGAGCCGGAUAGCAACAAGCCAGUAAAAAUCGAGAAAGCAAUAUUCAAGACGGAAAUCUCAAGCACGUGCAGUUCGUCGACUACGGACAAAGAAUCGAGGCCGCCGUGUGAGACAAAGGGCGUGACCACAACAACGAGGCAGACGGAGACAUCGUCAAUUCGGAAAGGUUGCAUCGACAACAAAGAUCUCGCAAUCUCCUACAAGGAGGUUAGGAGAACAAACCAGAAUCACCAAGCAAACUCGAUGAGCUGGCAAUUAGUUACAAUAGAGCGUGCGUGGGAUGAUUUUCGCCAAACGCAAGACUCACUCGAAGAGUUGAAUGCCGAAUGUGAAGACGACGGUGAAAGAGAAACUUUCGAGUCGGAAUAUUAUGCAGCAGCUGCAGCUGCAAAGGCUCUCAUCGCGCGACACAGCAGAACGCGAAGUGCGGUACUAGAAAAUUGCGGUGCAGAUAAUCACGACAACGGUAACGCGAGUAAUUCGGUAGAUUGGAUAAAGUUACCACCAAUUAAUUUGCCCACAUUCGAUGGAUCCUAUGAUCAAUGGCCUAAUUUCCGCGAUACAUUCAAAGCGAUCAUUGAUGAAAAUACAAAUUUGUCAGAUAUUAAAAAACUUUAUUAUUUGCGAUUAGCCUUCAAGGGCGUGGCCGCGGAAAUCCUAGGAUCCAUGGAAUUGUCCGCGGGCAAUUACGACGUCGCAUGGAAUAUUCUAGAAAACCGUUUCGAAAACAAACGUGUUUUGGUCCACCACCACGUGCAGGCAUUGGUCGAAUUUUCAUUAUUGCAGAAAGAAUCUCGUACGGGAUUACGUCAAUUAUUAGAUCACACCGAAAAGCAUGUUCGCGCUUUAAGGAAACUUAGUCAGCCUACAGACCAAUGGGGCACAAUUCUUGUUCAUUUAAUGACGGUGAAGUUUGACAAUGCUAUCAAGCCCGCAGUCACGUCUGAGGUAAAACCGGAAAAGUGUCUAACAUGUAAGGAGGGAAAGCAUCGGGUAUAUCAUUGUCCGACCUUUCUAAAUUUGGCGCCGCAAGAUAGAAUUAAAGAAAUAAAACGCUUAAAAGUGUGUCUGAACUGUUUCAAGGUGGGCCAUUCCAUCAAAGCGUGUAAAUUCGGUACUUGCCGAAUUUGUCAUAAGAAGCACAAUACAUUGUUGCACAUCCCUAGAAGCGAGGAUACAGAUUUUGAGAGUAACAAUCAAAGAGCGACAACCGUCGAGCAAAAACCACCGACAGAGCAAACGACGAGUGUAGCUCAUCUUGCGGUUCCUAUCGCCGAUAGAGGACUGCUAGCAACGGCAAUCAUCAAAAUUCAAGAUAACGACGGAGAAUUUCAAGAAUGUCGAGCGUUUCUUGAUCUCGGAUCUCAGUCAAACUUUAUGACGAGAGAUCUUUGCGAGCGAUUAGGUCUUCCUCAGCGGAGGAAGUAUUUAGCAAUACGCGGCGUCGACAACACGCAAACCGCGGCAUUCACAGAUACACGCGCAACGAUUCAAUUUAAAUUUAACGCGUUUAAAGUUAAACUCAAGUUUUCAGUAUUGCCAAGAAUUACCACAAAUCUUCCUCUAUCUGAAAUUGACAAAGGCCAUUUACAGAUACCAGACAGUAUUACAUUCGCUGAUCCAUUAUUCUACAAGCCCGGAAUCGCACAAAAAACCAAGCUAGGUUGGAUCAUCGCGGGACCACUCAGCCUUCAAAAUCCGAGGGAACCGUCAACAGCGUCAGUCUGUUUCUUUUCCAACAGCGAUAAUAUCGAAACACAGUUAGAACGAUUCUGGCAAGUCGAAGAAGGCAGUCUCCACGCCAACUUAUCAGAAACAGAGCAAAUUUGCGAAGAUGAAUUCAUGAAGGGGCAUCGACGCAAUGCAGGAGGACGCUUCGAGGUCCGGCUGCCAUUACGUGACAAGGUGGAACGUCUCGGACAGUCACGAGAAAUCGCCAUUAAACGUCUAAAGGAAUUAGAGCGGAAAUUCGUCUCAUCUUCUGAAUUGAAAGUGCAAUACACUAACUUCAUGCAAGAAUAUCAAGAGUUAGGUCACAUGUCCGAAGUCAUAAAUCAAGGGGCAAACGGAACUAUUAAUUAUUUACCGCAUCACGGAAUUUGGAAAGAUGACAGCCUGGCCACGAAAAUCCGAAUCGUGUUCGACGCCUUGUGUCCUACAACAUCAGGGGUGUCUCUUAACAACAUACUUCAUGUUGGACCAACUAUUCAACAGGACCUAUUCUCCAUUAUACUUAGAUUUUGUCAACAUCAAUUCGUGAUUACGGCAAAUAUCAAGCAGAUGUACAGACAAAUCCUACUACAGGACGACCAACGAGAUUUGCAACGAAUUGUAUGGCGACCAAACACAAACGAACAAAUUCAGAAAUAUCGCCUUAACAUUGUGACUUACGGAUUGGCCAGUGCAUCAUUCCUAGCUAUUCGUUGUCUCCACCAACUGGCAAACGAAAAUCAAGAAAAUUAUCCCAGGACUAGCGACGUUAUUCGCAAUGAUUUUUACGUCGACGACCUGAUAUCUGGUGGAAACCAUCCGGACUCCUUAAUACGGCUGAAAACUGAGUUGACAAAAAUUUUUCAAUCAGCGGGUUUCGCUCUACACAAAUGA
Molecule: messenger RNA, 2658 nt
Organism: Solenopsis invicta (red fire ant)
Lineage: Eukaryota; Metazoa; Arthropoda; Insecta; Hymenoptera; Formicidae
Exons: 5
Coding region: 1-2658 (885 amino acids)
Molecular function (GO): nucleic acid binding; zinc ion binding
Source: RefSeq, a predicted model, not a curated record